AUGUUGGAAAAUUUGACGGAAGAGCAAGAAACGGAGCUCAUGGCAUGGAUUGAAAAUUUCAAAUUAUCUCGACCUUCGAAAAGACUCGGGAGAGAUUUUUCCGACGGCGUUUUGUUAGCUGAAAUUCUCAAACAAAUUUUUCCAAAAAUGGUUGAUCUUCAUAAUUAUCCAAGUUGCAGCGGAUUUCAACAAAAAUGUGACAAUUGGAAGACUUUAGAACGCAAAAUUUUGUCGAAAAUUAAUGUUUUAUUGAGUGACGCGACAAUUUUCAAGCUGGCAGAAGCAAAUACUGACACAGUGAAGGCAGUUUUGUAUGAAACAAUGAAGAAAAGUCAAGUUGCUGUUACGGCAAAAGCAAGUAAUAUGAGUCGGGAUAGCGAAAUUUCACAAACUUCUGAAAUAAUUACCAUCAACAUGGAACAACGAAUUGGCGAUCAUGUCGAAGUAACUCCCCAAAAGCUCAUUUUCUACAAUUUGUACGAAAAACUCGAACAAGUAAUGACCGAAAAGUGUCAACUAAUUAAAAUUCUACAGCAGAAAAAUGCCCAUCUCGAAAGUUUACUUCAGCUUAAAAACGCAAGAAUCGCCGAUCUCGAAGAACGUUUGAACAAAAAGGAAAUUUUGGAACAAAUUGUCAACGAUGAACUCGAAUAA
Messenger RNA from Culicoides brevitarsis, 654 nucleotides. Its product is annotated as sperm flagellar protein 1-like. The transcript has 3 exons. The record is from RefSeq and is a predicted model, not a curated record. Gene Ontology annotation, cellular component: axoneme. NCBI's taxonomy places the organism in Eukaryota, Metazoa, Arthropoda, Insecta, Diptera, Ceratopogonidae. Gene Ontology annotation, molecular function: microtubule binding. Gene Ontology annotation, biological process: regulation of cytoskeleton organization. The coding region runs from base 1 to 654 and encodes 217 amino acids.